Molecule: messenger RNA, 2317 nt
Organism: Nematostella vectensis (starlet sea anemone)
Lineage: Eukaryota; Metazoa; Cnidaria; Anthozoa; Actiniaria; Edwardsiidae
Product: octopamine receptor 1
Exons: 4
Coding region: 889-2187 (432 amino acids)
Biological process (GO): G protein-coupled receptor signaling pathway
Cellular component (GO): membrane
Molecular function (GO): G protein-coupled receptor activity
Source: RefSeq, a predicted model, not a curated record
UAAAAUUACUUGAACAGAAAAUUGUCAAGUUUGAAAGAUUCGUAUAAAGAAGGAACGUUUGAUGUCCCGUUAGACCCUUUUCCGAUUUUUUUUCGGUCGAAAAGAAUUGCUGAAGUGGUUUCUAUUGGUAAGUCGCAUGUCUCCAACCUAUCAAUCUGACUACCUUGACAUUAGAUGAUGUUUCUUUUUAAAAGAAUCUCGAGUCUCAAAAUACGACCAUAGGUACUAUGCUUAAAUAACUAAGAGCGCCCCGAAAAAAAAAAACAGCAACAAAACUCUACAAAAAAGUGACCCCAAAUACAGUGUUAAAAGAGUCUAGUACUCAAAAUUAUCACGCAUCGAAAACUAUAUCACAACUAAGCGUUUUGUUCGGAAAACAGAAAAAAAGCAAGCGCCUUUUUGACAGGUGAGAGAUGAGGUUGACGUAUUCUAACAAGGCAAUGAUCAGUGUUAAAACACAGUCUUUUUGUACAAAUAGAGCACUCGUAAACGAAGAAGGAAGCAGUCAUAUUUAUACAAAUAUCGUGCCAGGCACAAUUUUAUUGAAUUCUAUUCAAAUUAUUCUUCUUUGAUUGAACAAGAAGGCAGCAACCCAGACAAUAUUAAACACGGAAAGAAAGUAUUUUACCCUUUUAUAAGGACUGCUUUUGUGUAAACCAAACUUGAGCCCAAGUUCAGUUAACAGAACGCAUUGAGUUUAAAGCAAAAACUCCAUAGGAAAUAGACAAAUCCGGAGAGAGAGAAAAAGAAAAAUAGAGAAGUUCGGCUCUGAAUAUAUAUUUCCUUCGAAUUAAACUUAUUGUUUAAUAUAGCCCCCGUUGGUUUUACAAGAACAAGGUAUUGAACUCUCUACGAAAAGCACAAAAACAGACUAGAAAAUCAGUGCCGAUGUAUACGACUGCGGCUAUCGGGACUGCAUCUGCGUUCCUUAUCGUCACAGAAGUGCUGAUACUCGGUGGUAACACAUUGGUAAUUCUAGCAGUCUACAGGAACCCACCAAUGCAGACGGUCAUGAACAUUCUUAUAGUGAAUCUAGCAGUGUGUGAUCUUCUUGUUGGCGUCUUCAACUGUCCAUUCAUGUUGACUGCUUUGCUUGCUGGUGAUUGGCUGGCCGGUCCGGUUAUGUGCAAAGUGUCCGGAUUCUGUAACGUCUUGUUUUGUUGCGCGUCCAUUCUCACGCUGACUACUAUCAGCAUUGAUAGAUAUUUCUGCAUCACUCGUCCCACUAAAGUGAUGUUUACCAAGCCCAAGGUCGUGUAUGCUAUCAUUCUCAUCUGGAUAUACGUCACUUUCCUAGCAGCCAUGCCACUGGUCGGUUGGAAUCAAUAUGUUUACGUAGACGAUCGAAAACACUGCAUGAUCUUUUGGCAAAUGGGUGGCGUGCAUUCUGCAUACGGGGUCUUUCUAUCUGGCUCAACAUUCCUUGUUCCCACAUGGAUCAUGGUGUUCUGUUACUACAAGAUCUUCCGCACCUCCAGCCAACAGGCAAAGAAAUUCCGCAAAAGAGUGAUGCCAACUUUUGAAAGCACAAAUGAUAACACCAACUCAUCAAAUGUGAGGGGUCACCAUCGCAGCGGGAUUCCGAACCGUGAUUGCUUGUUCACCGAGGAGGACUUGAAGAUGACAUGCAACGAUACGCAGUGUAAAGCUGUUAGCACGAAAAGCGUUAUCGAUUUGAAACCACAAAUAGCAAAGAAUGGAAUUAAAAGUAAUCCUGUAAAAGUUCUGAGCGAUGGUGUAGAGGCGAGGUGUGAUAGUCAUUCAUACCCAAUGGGUAAUACAGUCAAAGUAGGUAUCCAAGACGUCGGGACAUCCUCCUCGGAGUACUCAGGUUCAGCAAGUUUUAAACAUGUCGACCAUGGAAAGAUAACGCACGCAACUCCCUCGCAGACGUCCGGUGAAAGUAACACUGUUAGAAAACAAGCGCGCGAGAGACGAACCGCGCAGGUCAUUCUUGUUGUCAUAGCAGUAUUCCAGAUUUGCUGGAUGCCAUAUGCUACUUUGAACCAAUGGUCGGCCUUCUCAGGGGAAACCCCACAGGGAACCGCUGACCUCGCCACUUCUCUUCUCGGUUACUUCAACAGCGCUUGUAAUGCGUUCAUCUACACAGCUUUCAACACGAGGUUCAGACUUGCUUUCAAACAGAUCAUUUGGAGAAAGAAUUCUAGAACCUUUUCGCAACGUUAAGCAAGUGUCGGAAUACGUUAUCAACUAUACUGUAAACAAUAUACUGCUCACGUUUCACAUGCAGUUUUUGUGUAUUCUUAUAGUCAGCAGAUCUUGUAAAUUUUACGCAAUAAAGCGAUAAAGUAUGACA